CAAAAGACAAAGCUGACUGGUGAGGAGGGCAGUGGGUACCUUCAUUUCAUCUCUCGAGGGGUCUAUAUAUUAUUUGAUGUAAUCCCCCCUUUUUUAUGUCAAAUCUCUUUCAAGAAUAUAGGGUUUUCAUAUAAUAAGUUCAUUAAUUAUAUAUACUCUUGGAACUAUAGAAGAAGAGGGGAAAUAAUUAAAUCGAUCAACUCAAUCCAAUAUGGAAGUGGAGAAGGUUGUUUCUAUGCUUUCUCGUACUGGGAGGGAUCUGCAGAGGUAUAACGCCGAUGGCUGUCGCCAAGUAGUUGGCUGCAUUCCGUACAGAUACAGAAAAGCAAAUCAACCCAUUUGUGGGACGAAAGCAAUAGAUGAUUUGGAGUUUCUUCUGGUCAGCUCUCAGAGAUGCCCUAGAAUGAUGUUCCCAAAGGGUGGUUGGGAAGAAGAUGAAUCAUUGGAAGAAGCAGCUCACAGAGAGACCUUUGAGGAAGCCGGGGUUUGGGGAAAUAUUGGGAAUUGUCUAGGAUCAUGGUACUUUAAGAGCAAAAGCAAAGGCACAUUUCAUGAAGGGUUCAUGCUGCCAUUGUUUGUGACCGAUGAGAUGGACCAUUGGCCCGAGGAAAAUAUGCGUAGACGCCUAUGGGUCUCAUAUAAAGAAGCAAUGGACUUGUGCUUCCAUCCUUGGAUGAAAGAAGCCUUGGAUUGCUUUAUCUCUCAGCUCAACCUGUCCCAAAGAGAAACAACAAUGAUGAUUUCAAACAGCACAUUACUCAAGGAGACAUUGAAGAACAAAGAAGAAGAAGAAAAAGAAGAAGACGAUGUUCCUUGCCACACUACACCCGAAAGUCGCAAGGACGAGGGAAUGUCGAUAAACGAAGAAGAGCCAAGAAUGUGCCUUUCUUCUACAUCUCAAAGCUUGCAAGCAAAGCGCGGUGGCGGGAUCUUGAUAUCGGAGGAACGUAGGAUUGUCGAAACCUCUAGGACCAUGUACUCGUUACAGUUGUCGUUGAUCACCGAGGUUAAAUCCUUGAGCAAUAUCGCUCUUUGUCUCCAAAGAAUGUUUGCAGAGCUUAUGAGACUCUUCGACCCGCCAUGGCUUGGCCUGGUUGCUCAAGGAUUGAAGGGAGGUGGCGAAAGACCAACAAGAACCACAACAACCUCGGACGAACUAUCUGAUGACCCUACUACAACUGGAUCUUUGACCGUUAUUAAUAAUGAUUAUAGUAAUAAUUAAUUAAGGAUGGAUAGAUGUAAUGGUAUAGUAGGCACAUCUGGUGGUGAUUGCUUGCAAACUAUCCCAGUUCGAGCUAAACAAUUAUGUGCAAAGGCCAUGGAGAUUAGCUCGGAAAUUGUGGAUUUGUGCACAAAUUUAGAUUAUUAGUCCGUAUAAAUAAUUAGUGAGGGAUGCAUGUGUGUACAAAGUUGUGUAAUUUGAUAGCUCUCACAACAAAAAGAGCUAGAGAAUGGAACCAUCCUUCUUUAAUUCCCAUUUAUAUAUCAAGUACAUGUCUCCAAUUUCUCCAUCUUUUUCCAUUUGAAUUACCC
Messenger RNA from Cuscuta epithymum, 1533 nucleotides. NCBI's taxonomy places the organism in Eukaryota, Viridiplantae, Streptophyta, Magnoliopsida, Solanales, Convolvulaceae. The record is from the annotation of a GenBank genome assembly.